AUGCAUAUGAUCACAACCACCAUGAUUUUUAUGAUUCUUGGUGCUUCAGUUGUAAUGGCGAUAGCCUGUUUAAUGGACAUGAACGCACUACUGGAUCGCUUUCACAACUACAUCUUACCGCAUCUACGAGGGGAGGACCGCGUCUGUCACUGCAACUGUGGAAGGCAUCAUGUCCACUAUGUAAUCCCAUACGAUGGGGACCAUUCCUUGGUGGACUCAUCAGAGAACUACUUUGUGAGUGACAGUGUGACCAAGCAGGAGAUGGACUUGAUGCUGGGGCUACUGCUGGGCUUCUGCAUUAGCUGGCUGCUGCUGUGGCUGGACGGAGUCCUACACUGUGCCGUCAGGGCCUGGAGGGCGAGCCGCUACUAUGAUACCCCAUCCUGGUCAUGGCUGCCGCAGUUCUGCAACCUUCGAGACCUUCGUCGCCGAGCCCAGCUCCGACAACUGGAGGAUUCCAGCGGCAACAUGGUCCACAUCAAGCAGAAGCUCUACCACAACGGCCACCCCAGUCCCCGCCACCUCUGA
Toxotes jaculatrix (banded archerfish) is the source of this 528-nucleotide messenger RNA. RefSeq names its product transmembrane protein 240a (gene tmem240a). The transcript is spliced from 4 exons. Bases 1 to 528 code for a protein of 175 amino acids. The record is from RefSeq and is a predicted model, not a curated record. NCBI's taxonomy places the organism in Eukaryota, Metazoa, Chordata, Actinopteri, Toxotidae.